UACGGUCGAUGGCAAGCCAGGGCCCAGGGAUAAGGAAUUCCACAUCAGAUCGUCGUCUAGCUAUCUGCGGGAGAAAGCUACGUAACCUGGCUAUGGAGCCACUGCCCGGCCACCCCUGCCGCUGUCGCCUCCAUACAAUCCUCCGCAGCAGGCAGGGCGACCCCUGCCCGAGCUGUCCCUCUCCGCCUCCCUCCCUGCCUCAACAACAACGCACUGCGCCGACCGUACGCCCCGCUGCGCGGCUGCGGCACAUACACCGCCACCAUGCACCCCGGCCUCUACCACCGGAGGUAUAUAUAUAAGCGGGGCGCGGCAGCCUCCGAUCCCAAGCUCGCCGGCCGGGAAGCAACGACUGCGCAGCACGCAGCAGCUUCGAAUCCAGCGACCUCGGCGGCCGCCGUCACAUGGAGGCAGCGGCGGCGGCGGCCGCGGGGCGGGAGCAGUGCCCGCGGUGCGCGUCGCGGGACACCAAGUUCUGCUACUUCAACAACUACAACACGGCGCAGCCGCGGCACUUCUGCCGCGCGUGCCGCCGCUACUGGACGCUGGGGGGCUCCCUCCGCAACGUCCCCGUCGGGGGCGCCACGCGCAAGCGCCCCAGGCCGCCGCGCCGGCCGCCCAUCACCCGCGCCAUCGCCGCCGCCGCCGCGGCGCCGGGACUCCUGCAGGGCGCCGCCGGCGGACUCCUCGCCUCGUUGCUGCUGGACCUGGGCUCGGCGCCGCCGCCGGUGCUCCAAGGCCGGCUCAUCGGCUCCGACAGCCUCGGCCUCGGGCAGCCGGCGCCGCUAGCCGCCGCCGGCUCCGCCGACCUCGCCCUCGCCCACCUGGACUUCGGCGUGGGGGAUCCGCUGCUGUGGCCGGCCGCGACGACGAUGGUCCUGGAGGGCGACCGCGCGUUCCCGCUCCCGCCGCCCGCCGCGCUGUGGCCGGAGCUCACCGCGGCGGUGCCGCCCGCGCUGCACCACGGCGGCUCUCCGCACCUGCUCCUGUGACACGUACACAUUAGUGGCGUCGGACGUCAAGCUUGUCCCGGAUGCAUCACGACAUCGAUCGAUCGACGAGCUCUCCGACCACGAUACUGUGUGUCGCUUGACGCUUGUGUGGCCGCUUAGGUUGUUUGGUGUGUGCACGCGUCGUGAUUCGUGCCGUCCCGUGAUCUUGCGUUGCGUGAUGUUGCUUGUUUUAGUUCUCUUUAUUUAAUUAAUUUGUACUCUAGAUGUUGACAAAACAUAUGUUUCGUUACUCUAGUUGUCAAAAGUUGAUUCUAUUUGUAGCCUUUGCCUUAAGGCUUCGGCUACAAAAGACAGGUGAUUCAUGCCUAAUUUCCAGUUCAGA
Molecule: messenger RNA, 1335 nt
Organism: Panicum virgatum (switchgrass)
Lineage: Eukaryota; Viridiplantae; Streptophyta; Magnoliopsida; Poales; Poaceae
Product: dof zinc finger protein MNB1A-like
Exons: 1
Coding region: 405-992 (195 amino acids)
Biological process (GO): regulation of DNA-templated transcription
Molecular function (GO): DNA binding; DNA-binding transcription factor activity
Source: RefSeq, a predicted model, not a curated record